Haliotis rubra (blacklip abalone) is the source of this 884-nucleotide messenger RNA. RefSeq lists its product as uncharacterized. The record is from RefSeq and is a predicted model, not a curated record. The transcript has 3 exons. Lineage: Eukaryota; Metazoa; Mollusca; Gastropoda; Lepetellida; Haliotidae. Bases 28 to 426 code for a protein of 132 amino acids.
ACUGAAGUCAGCAUUAUCAUCUUCACAAUGCUUCAACUAUCGACAAUAGUAGCAGCGAUAUGUUGCGUUUGCUGUGUAGCAGGCUAUGACCUAUUUGUCGACCUGACGUCAGGGACGACCCUCCAUACCAGCAGUUCUCUGUCCUGGGCGACAUCCCUGUAUGGCUCAGGCACGUGCGGGAAGAAGGGCGUUCUCAAGUUGAGCUUUGGUGCUCCUGGGUCUGCCAACAGGAAGAACAAAGUUCUGAUUGACAUGUGGUUCAACAACCCAUCAGGCUGGGUGUUCAACAUCGGCGACUCACCCACCAACAACGGAUACGGUGGAGACAGUGCCACCACAUCCGGGACGCCGAAAUACAAGGAACCAGUUCUACAUUUCGUAUCUAUGGUAACGACCAGAACAGUCCCGCAGGUGGGAUUCUCUUGACCCGUCCCAACAUCAUCACCAACCGUCUCAGCGUGAUCAUCGCCGACGGCCUCGUCAUCUGGAACAACUGGGGAGCAGAGUUCAACUAUUACCUCAACACGAACCUACUGUAUGCCUUGAAUGGACAGUCGGAUUCCGAGGGCGGCUCCCCCAACUACGACAUCUACUUCGGCAUCAACCGCAGCAUCGGUUCCGGUGGUCGUGUGGGCACUGGUCUUUGUCAUGCUUAUGUUACGUGGCUCAGUUAAACAAUCUGGACAGCCUGAGAUCCAUAAGAGUGUGACUGAAGGUUUGAGACAAUUUGCCGAUCCCUGCUAUAAAGUGUUAUUUGCUAAUGCGACAAGCAAAAGAUUGAGCUUUCAUUUACUGUCUUUGUUGAAAUAUGAUUUAGUCUUGUGUAUUGUUUUGAUACUGUUUAUUGUUUUUAAUUGUUUUACUAAAAUAAAACAUAAACAUAA